Messenger RNA from Opisthorchis viverrini, 567 nucleotides. RefSeq lists its product as hypothetical. The coding region runs from base 1 to 567 and encodes 188 amino acids. The record is from RefSeq and is a predicted model, not a curated record. Lineage: Eukaryota; Metazoa; Platyhelminthes; Trematoda; Opisthorchiida; Opisthorchiidae. The transcript has 5 exons.
AUGAAUCUGAUACCAAAUGUAUGUAUUUGCUUGGAAUUAAAAACCACCAUAAUUGGACUGGGAAAGUGGAUCACAUCCAGCGAGUUAAAUUGUGAGACCUUGUUCAGAAGUACAUACGACAUGUAUGCUGAAGAUAUCACUUUUGUUUUUGUUUCCUCUGAUUGCAAAAAGUGUCUGGAAGGUCAUAUUCUCAUCAAUUCAGAACACCCAGGAAUGUGCAGUUCACGUUUUUGGAGCCCAGCAGCGGAAACGAGGUAUCUGAUUCAUGAUGUUGCUUUCGUCGCAGGCCAUACAUCCGUUCUAACUGUCGACUUUCACAAGUUCAGCAUGGUCAGCAUGCUGGUGCUCUCAAAUUCAAGAUCUACUGCAGAAAUGUGCAACUGUGAACCAUACAGCUUAAGUCAACACAUUCCGUCACAUGACCGCGCCGUUGGCUACCGGACGGCCAGCUACAUUUCAGCGAAUUUCCAAACCGGUCGCAACAAUUAUGAAGCUCGAACAUCCGUCUUACCAAAAGCUCGACGGCAUUCUGAGUUAACCGAGGAUACAGCUCGGUUGCAAGUAUAA